Saccharomyces cerevisiae S288C is the source of this 2883-nucleotide messenger RNA. RefSeq names its product Seg1p (gene SEG1). Bases 1 to 2883 code for a protein of 960 amino acids. The record is from RefSeq and is marked reviewed. Gene Ontology annotation, cellular component: plasma membrane. NCBI's taxonomy places the organism in Eukaryota, Fungi, Ascomycota, Saccharomycetes, Saccharomycetales, Saccharomycetaceae. The transcript has a single exon.
AUGUUUAGAAGAAGAACAACUGCACCAGAAAUGGAACAGGCGGACCCGACAGCAGUGGCAGCUGCAGCAAGUAUCGGUAAAUUAUUAAUGAAGAAGGGUAAUCAAUCUGAUAACGAACAAAGGCCGACCUAUCGAUCCGCUUCGAUGACAAACUUAAGAAAACCUUCUGCCCCCAAAAGAAUGUCUUCUAUUUCUAGUAUAUCAUCGGAAUCUAGAAGGAGCGAUGGUAAAGGUCGUCCCGGGAAAAUAAACAGCCUUACCCAACGGUCAUCAAUGGGGAAGGGAGAUUCAUUAAAUUCUCCUUUAACGAAGGAACCGCAGCACAAAACUAGGUCUCACAAUAGAACUUCGAGUCUCCCUAACCAGAGAGGUCAGCAAAGCAGAAACAGUUCUGGUUUACAACGUCAAAAGUCCAAAACACACCAAAGAAUAAGCUAUGAUGAGGCUCAACGUACGUUCAAGGAUUUUGGCGGACCACAGGCCAGAGGAAUUUUAACGGGACAACACCGUACUGAAAAUCCUAGCGGGUCUAUUCCUUUGAGGACUACGCGAAAGUAUAUUCCUGGGCCCAACGGGCUGGUUGCAAUUGAGGUCCCCGUUGAAAAACCAAGCAAUGCCAAUACUUCUAAAUUGCUAAGGCGUUCCAACUCUGCCCACAGUGCCUUGAAUGCAAGAAAUGGUUCACUUUUAAGAAAAAAAGUAUCGCAGGAAUCUUUACAUUCUCAACCAAAGAAGACUUCGUCUUUAGGGAAUACAUCAAGUACACAAGCAAAAAAAGGCCAAAAGGCGGUUCAGGAGAGAAAUCUUGCCAAGAAACAUCCAAUAAAUUCAAAUGUUCCUCUCAUUGAAACACAAGUUCGUGAAGAAACAGACCAAGAGUUGAAACUUGAUAAUUCUAACUCUUCCGAAUCCGAAACAGUAGUCAAUAGCGAAAAUAAUCUAGAAAAACCUUCUUCACUAAACAUUGAAAAAGAUGAUCUAAGCAAACUAAUACAUGAAAACAUUGAGUUAGAAAGUUUUAUUGAAGAAAAAGGGAAGGAAAAACCUUUAAAUUCUGAUCAAGAAGAUGUUUUCAUAAGCGAAAAAACUGUAAAAGGCGAUGUACAAUGGCCAAAAAAUAACCGUCAAGCAUCUACUCUUGAGAAAACUUUUAAUUACGACAACGAAGAGAAGAGGGAGGGGAAUAAACCAGUAGCAGAACAUCCUCUUCCGGAGGCCGAAGUGGAUGACAAGUCGGUUGAACAACUGAACAACAUUUCUUCUAGCGGCAGUUAUUCGGCCCAAGGAUCAGUUGAAAACUCCAAACCAGAAAAUGGCAAUAAAAAUCUAGAGAAUGACACAACAUCGUCUCCCACACAAGACCUUGAUGAAAAAUCCCGCUCAAUAGAAGAGAAGGAUACCUUGGAAGGGACCGAGAGUUCAAAAAAAGUUGAAAAGCCAGACAAUUGUUGUGAGAAAAUUUCUGGUGCUAAUACUUCUUCCAAAAAAGGGAAUGUUGGCGAUACUAAGGAUGAAUUCUUCGAUACAGUAGAAGAAAGCGAUCAGAAAACGAGCAAGUCGAAUUCCUCCAAGAACACCGAUCAUUCUAAUCAAACAGAACCAACGCCUUCUUUGGCUCAGUAUUUAAGGACCUCAAAUACCUACCUUUCUCGAAAAAACCAAUCGAAACAAGCUGAGCAAGAAAAGUUUCACAAGCCUGAAGCUCCUAUGGUUCCUGUAACGAAAGUAGUUACACCAAUCAAAUCUGCUCUUAAAAAAUCGUCAGGAUCGUCCAACCAUGACUCAUCCAUGUACUCUGAUAACUCUCCCGCCAAUGGCGCAUACCUGUCUCUUACGACUGCUGAAAAUACGAGAUUAAAUGCUCAAAUGACGAUGUCCGACAGCGUAUCACGCAGAGCAAGUUUAAAACGAUCUUCUAUAAAAAGACCUCAGUCAGUAGGCCAGUUCAGAAGCAUCAGAUCAAAUUCGCCUUCUCCCCCAGAGAAAAUAAACAAUAAACGCCAUUCUGCUAUACCCCUAGGAACCCCAGAGAAGGGUAAACCAAAAAGAAAUUCGGUUAUGGCUUCUCUGUCUAAAAAUUCGCAGCAAAUUCAAGAGCCCGCAAGUGUAUAUGAGUCAAAUGGCCCAAAUAAACCUAAAAACCAAAUCAAUAAGAAUAUAAAGAGAGGAUCACAGAUCGCGCAAAACAAUAAACCUUCAACGAAGGACAUGAAUAGUAUUUUGUACCCCAAAGAACCACCUCCUCGCAAAUCUAGUUUUGAGAAGACGAGAAGCAAUGAAUCCCAUCUCGGAUUUAAAAAGCUUUCUUUGAGAAAUGGUAAUUUUGAGGAGGCAUUGAGUGAAAGCUAUAAUGGGCAAGCUAGCCAGAAUAGCACAAAUGUGAAUCGAACCGAUACAGCACAGGAGUUUUUCAAAUAUUUGGGUCAUUCAUCAAGAUUUGCGGAUUCAGACUCAGAAGAUGAGUCCCAAUUUUUCAACCAAGGCCCAUCAAAAUACAACACAGAAACAGAAGGCAAUAAAACCAGCGGUAACAAAAAUAGUAAUGGUGGUAACGGUGCUUUUUCGCUUUUCAAGAGCAAAAGUAAGCAAAAGGAAAAUAAUGUGGUUUCCCCUGGAGUCUCAAGUCCUAAUCAUACUACCACCGAUCCUGCCAUUACAAGUAAAAAGGUGGACAAGAAAUUCAGCGGGUUAUCUUUAAGAGCUGCCAGUGAAGCUGAACCUGCAAAAAAUUCAAACCCUUCGAUGACCAAUAGGUUACGCUUCUCUAGUAAUCCAGAGAACGGCGAAAGCAGGCUCCCACAAGCACAGGAAGUCAGCGUUACAAAAGAAAAGAAGGGUAGUUUCGGCAAAAAACUGAAAAAAAUCUUUGGUAGAAAGAAAUAG